CAUACUUUUAUGUAACAUAUCCAUAUAUACACACGCGCGCGUACGCGACACAGCAUACACAUCAUAUACGCACACAUAUUACUGCGCAAUACUCUCGAAUUAUUCUAUUCUAUCUUAUUUACAGAUUCGCAUAGAAUAACAGUUUUGUCAAAAGCAUAUGAAAAUAAGACUAUUGCUUGAAAUAACGUAUCAAAUUCCUAAUCUGACGUGUAUCGAAUUUUACAAUAAAAGUGUUAAAAGUUAUUACAAUAUUCGGCAAAUGAUAAAAUCGUGAAUAUAACGUAUAUGCGUUUCACAUAUAAUUAUACAAUUUGUUUUUCGUUUAAAGUUAAGGUGCAUGAUGUUAGCGUAUUCUCUGUAAUCCCUGAUUGUUUUUAGAACAUGUUUAAUAUCGAAACAAAUAUUUUCAAUUACAUUAUGUUGGUGUUAUAUGCUAAAUAAAAAUCACAUUUUUAAUUAUGGAUGUUAUUAAUAUUGAUUGAGUCGCAUAUGUAUGGUUAUACGGAUAUUAGAUCUGUGUAGAAUUGCUUAAUAAGUGCAGCAGAAACCUCGAUGGCAUUAUGGAGAAGUUUGUGAUUGACUUGGAUAAAGUUCUCAAUGAUUUUGAAUUCAAUGAAGAUUGCGCAGAACAAGUAGCAUCAGUGGCAACUUCUACAAUUAAAGCAUCUACGAAUAAGCAUGCUGAACCUGUGCCUCCAAAAAUAUACAAUAUUAAUCCUGGAAAAAGCAUAGCGAUUGAUACAAUAUCAUCUUUUGAAAAACACAGAGAUCUUCGGCCAAUAGAUGUCGAUUGUAGAUAUUUAUUAACUGAAAAGAAUGUAGCAGACAGUAAAGAUUCUGUAAAGAAUUUUUACACGCAUGAUUGUGAGAGUGACAAUUCAGAACAGAAAUCAUGCGUUCAUACUCAUACUCCUGAUCAAAUGUCUUUGACAAUAUAUAAUGACAUAUCGUGUAAUGUAAUACAGAAACAACAAAAUGGAAAUAAUGAUUCAAAGGAUAGCAAUAGAUAUGAUAAAAAAUUAAAUCAACCAAGUUUCAAGCCUAGUAUCAGCAAUGUAUUUAAUAGUUUAAAUGAAUAUAUCAAUGCUCCUACUGGGAGCUUAAGUUAUGUUCAGCCUACAUUAGAUGAUCUACCUAAAAUGUCCAUAGAUAAUAUAAUGGAGAAAGAUCUUAUAUUGAAUAAAGAUAUAGCAACCACUAAUAAAUAUUCAGUUUCAAAGAAAAAAGACAUAACAGAUGUAAUUGAUAAAAAUGUCUUGGAUUAUAAAAAUAUCUUACCAAUGGAAGCAAAUACAUUUGUCGAAGUUGAAGUUGGUAACAAACAAGAUAAUGCAAUGCAGAAUGUUACAUCACAAAAUUCUACUCUAAUACAAUCAGAAAAAAAUAAUAGCAGUACUACAAUCUUUGUACCGAACACAAUUGUUUCAAAAAAUGAAUAUGAUAAUAAUACCAUAGGUAAAGAGAUGUUUAAAACUGAUGUUAAUGAAAAAGCUUUGGUUAAUGAUGGCAUGUUUAAAGAAAUUUAUGAAAGUAUUGCUAAUGAACAUAAGCAUUUAGACUUAAAAGAUCAAAAUUUCAUUGAUAAAUGUGUAUUUAUCGAAAAUAAGGGAAGCAAUUCUGUAUUUGAAAAUACUACCAAAUUAAAUACAAGUAUAAUGAACAAUAAAGAUCAUAAUGAAAAUACGGAAACGAUUAAGAGCUGCAACAUUUUAUCAAAUAUGUUACAUACAAUUGAUACUAGUGAUGACUUUUCCGAGGAAAAACUAAAUCAGUAUUUGUUAGAGUUGGAAAAAGAAGAAAAAUCUAAGAUGGAAGAUAUAUCACAUUUGGAUGAUAUUUGGUCACUACAAACACAUGACAAAGUAAAAGAUGGUAAAGAAAACAUUCAGUGUCUUCAAAAUGAUAUUAAUGAAGCACCAAUAGUUGAGAAAAUUAUAAUUAGUGAACUUCCAAAAAUAUCUGAAGAAGAUAUUCAGGAAAAAGUAAAAAAAUUUCCUGUAACUGAUUAUAUAGAUACAUGUAAUAAAUAUAUACCAGAUGUAGAAUGUAAUGAUGCAGUAAAAACUGUUUUUAAUGAAAAAAGUAAUUCAGAUGGACAAAAUAAUGAGCUGGAUAAAAUAAUAAAAGAUAAGGAUAAAAUUGAGACAAUUGAUCAAGAUAUAGUUAUAUCAGAGGAUACCUUGCAAUCUGUAUCAAAUGUUGCUGUUGAAAUAAAAAUCACAUCAAAAUUUGAAAAUGUUAAAGAACAGGAUAAUAUUAAUAUGACACAGAAAUUACAAGAUAUCAAUACAGAUACGCAAUUACAGGAUAACAAUAAUGUUAUAGAAAAUUUAUCACAAAAUAAAGAUUAUAACAAGAAAGAAUAUCACCAAGAUAUAAUUGUAGAUAGCAAAGAUGUUAUUCCAUUAAAUGAUAAAAUACAUGAUAGUGGUUUGAUUUCUAAGAUGGAAAUUGCUGAAAUUACUGAUACUUGCACAAUCUCUUAUGCAAAUGAAAAUAAUCAGGAAAUUGGAAAACCAGCUCGUCCUCAGACAUUGGAUAUUAUUUCAACACAUGAUAAAAAUGACUGCCAUACUCUUGGAUCAUUAAGUACUACACCAGGGGAACUGCAACAUUCAGAAACCAGAGGCAUUAUUGAUGAAGAUCGGGGUGCUUCGUCGGAUGUUUCUGAUAAUUCCUUAGUCGAAUGUAAUACCAUAUUGGGAAAGCAACCUCCGUUUUGGGUUCCAGAUAGUGAUGCACCUAGUUGUAUGUUAUGCGAUAUUAAGUUUACUGUACUUAAAAGACGUCAUCAUUGUCGAGCUUGUGGAAAGGUAUUAUGCAAUAGAUGUUGCAAUAUGAAAUAUAGAUUGGAAUAUCAGGGAAACAUUGAUUCUCGCGUUUGCGUCCCGUGUUAUCAUUUACUCACAAAAGCUGAAAACGAGCAAGGAACUAGUUAUAAUUGGUCAAGUAGUUAUAAUUCAUAUGCAGAUUCUAGUGAUGUCAAUUCCUUACAGGAAAGACAGCCUAAUCCAAAUAAUCCUAUGGAAUACUGCUCAACUGUACCACCCUUGCAACAGUUAGCAGGCGGUUUACCACCACCACCAACAGUGAUGGUACCUGUGGGCGUUUUAAAGAGAGAGGGUUCAAAACAUCGUACAGAAGGACAAAAAUCUGUAAUGUUCAGUGACGGAAUAAGGCCUGGCUGUGACCUGACAGAGUUAGACACGUGUUGGGACCCGAAGCCAUCGUAUCGUAAGCAAGGAAAUAAACGGAUUUUUGCAUCGGAAUCCACGUUGACAGACACCGCGGCGAGGAAACAGAGUCAUCCUCUUCUAGACAAUACAACUAACAGUUAUAUACCGCAUGAUCCUAAUUUAUUGCCUCCGAACGUCACUAUACACAAAGGCCAAAUUACGUAUCAUCCACCCAUGGAUGAAAGCGUACUUUAUAAGACGCUAAAAAAUGAAUGCGAAUCACCGGUAAUGUUCGCAAUUAAUCGAAAUCUGUAUGCGUAUGUGAAAAUAAUUAAUUUAAACUGCUGUGUAAACAAGAUUUGCUGGAAUGUGACAUCAAGAGGUCUUGCUUGUGUUGGCCAAGACGAAGUUAUUUUAUUAGUUGAGAUUUUACCGGAUGAAACGCGAAUUCCAAAGGAUAUUCUCAUAUAUAUCAAUCAACUAUAUCUUGAAGCUAUUAAAGGUAAUACAAUAACGGAACUCGGAUUUUCGAUAUAUCAAGGUAGUAACCUAUUGGGUUCACGUGAGCAUUCGGGAUUUCUUUUUAUUCGUCAAACAUUACAAUGUUUACAAAAAAUUAUUUUACCACCUGCACCUUUCCUAAUCGGACUCUUGAUUCAUAGGUGGGAAACUCCAUGGGCUAAAGUAUUUCCAUUAAGACUUGUUUUACGUCUUGGUGCGGAAUAUCGUUAUUAUCCUUGCCCAUUGGUAUCUGUUCGUUUCCGGGAUGCGUUAUACUUCGAGAUUGGACAUACCGUCAUGAAAGUAUUAGCGGAUUUUAGAAAUUUUGGAUAUACUUUACCAGGAGUAAGAGGCUUAACAAUUCAUCUUAAGAAUCGAACGACGGAUGUUAUGUUUCCUAGAAAUCGAUAUGACCAAGUUAUAAAAGGACUUUAUAACUCGAACGAUCAUGUAUUGGCUUAUGCUUCAAAUUUUAGUAUAGCCGCUGAUUCACAUUUAGUUUGCAUACAAACAAAUACUGGCGACGAAAGCAAUUAUCAAACGCAAGCGAUAAAUAUUCACAACAAACCAAGAACAGUAACCGGUGCUAGUUUUAUUGUUAUCAAUGGUGCUCUGAAAUCAUCAAUGGGACUUUCUGCCAAGUCCAGUAUUGUAGAGGAUGGACUAAUGGUAGAAAUAAUGCCAGAAAAAAUGGAAGCUUUGAAAGCUGCUCUUAAAAAUAUGCAAGAUUUUUCAAUCGGUUGCGGACGUCAGGGAGCACUGGAACCGGACGAGACUGUAUAUAUAAAAUGGGUCGAUAACGAUGUGCUGUUUAACUUGGGGGUCAAAAGUCCCAUUGAUGGACAAUUAAUGGACGGUAUACCAUCUAUUAGAGUACAUAAUGGCACCGAUUAUAAAGGUGCAACCCGAUUUAUACGCUGGACAGAAGUAUUUAUUAUAAAAUCAGAUGAUCAUUCGAGUGGUGUGAAUGAUCCUGUGGAUAUAAAUAAACUAUCUGGAAAUAUAGCAAAAGCAACAUGUGCGGCAUUGGUUAAAUUGUUGGAUCUUCUAGCGACAGCAGGUUUAACGAAACUUGGAGUGCGAGCAACUAUUCAUUCAGACAACGUGGGAUAUGAAGCUGGAAGCGAGGGUAUAAAAUUGCCGCCUAUCUAUAUGAAGAGCUUAGAUAAUGAAUUAAUUCAAGUUUUACAUAAAGCUGCACAAAAUAGUCAGGAUGCGCAUACAGUACUUGAAUUGAUAUUCUAUGUACUUGAAGAUUGAGAAAUCCCUCCUGCUCAUGUGAAUCACCGAAACAAGACGCAGAUCACAUAUUUUGGAGCUGUCCUCAUUACAACAAAGAAAGCUGCUUCUAUCUCAACUGGCGAAACACAAGAAAACAUCAUCAUUUGGAAUUCAAGAGAUUUUGAAGAACCCUUCCUCUGGGAUUAUUCACGCUCUCUACUUCUUUCUUAAAUCUUCCAACCUUAAUAUAUAAAUUUGUUCUUUUCCCUGUUACUUUUCUUUAUUUUUAUUUCCACACUCGAUAACUAGUUGUUGGCCGAAUGUCCUGAUCACAUUUAGAUCGGACGUGGCCAUUAAGACUAAGAAGACGAAGAAGAAGAAGAGCUGCGAGAUCGUGGGAAAUGGGAGCCCCUACCAUUUACCGCGGGACUUACUAAUACAUAGUCAGUACAUCAUAGCGUGUACGUGAGAGCUGCUACAGCUGCACCCUUAUCGCGAGACUUACUAACACAGACAUAGCUGCUACGUCAAGAAGUGUGCGUGUAGCCUUGCGCCCUGCGCCGCGGCAGGUUACAAAUUACGAACUUUACUGAGCGAUCACGAAAACGCUCGCUGCUCGUGCAUGUUCACUCACCGAAUUUUCAUAUUCGCUUGCAAUAUAUGCAAUAUAUAUAUAUAUUUCUAUGCAAUACGACAGAAUAAAUGCAAAUAGUAGAAUAUAAUUAAAAUAGAAAUAGAAUAUUUAUAUUACAUGUAAUAGAAUAAAUAAAAUUUAUCUUCCAUUCUUUUAUGUAAGAAAAAUAACUUGAUAAUAAAAU
Molecule: messenger RNA, 5716 nt
Organism: Cataglyphis hispanica
Lineage: Eukaryota; Metazoa; Arthropoda; Insecta; Hymenoptera; Formicidae
Gene: Sara
Exons: 16
Coding region: 561-4937 (1458 amino acids)
Biological process (GO): endosomal transport
Cellular component (GO): early endosome membrane
Molecular function (GO): metal ion binding
Source: RefSeq, a predicted model, not a curated record